Molecule: messenger RNA, 3375 nt
Organism: Pelobates fuscus (common spadefoot toad)
Lineage: Eukaryota; Metazoa; Chordata; Amphibia; Anura; Pelobatidae
Gene: ETNK1
Product: ethanolamine kinase 1
Exons: 8
Coding region: 274-1356 (360 amino acids)
Biological process (GO): phosphatidylethanolamine biosynthetic process
Cellular component (GO): cytoplasm
Molecular function (GO): ethanolamine kinase activity
Source: RefSeq, a predicted model, not a curated record
CCCUCACAGACUGUACUCACUGAGUGCCCCCUCACAGACUGUAUUGAGUAUCUGCCAGAUUAUAGAAAGUGGAUGAUACCCCCUCAGUAGUGAGUGAGUGCCUAAACCUCCUUAACCCUAGACUGUUCUGACUUUCUCCCCCACCCAGGCUGCCUUGACUAAGGUUUUCCAAGGACUGCCAGGUACUUGCUCCCAAGUCUGACUUGCUCCCAAUUCUAUCUCAUUACGUGUUCCCGUGCCUUGCUCCGUGGCUCCCGCUGUGUGGCCCCUCUGAUGGCAAAUUAUAUCCAUGUCCCCCCUGGAUCUCCCGAGGUUCCCCGACUAGAGCUGACCGUGCUGGAAGCUGGCUAUCGGGAAGGUGCAAUGAACCUGCUCAAGGAGCUCAGACCCCACUGGAAGCCUGAGGAAGUCACCACACAGGUUUUCACAGAUGGAAUUACAAAUAAGCUUAUCGGUUGCUAUGUUGGUGACAAAAUGGAAGACGUUGUCUUGGUGCGAAUUUAUGGGAACAAGACUGAGCUGCUUGUCGACCGCGAAGAAGAAUUGAAAAGUUUCCGGGUGCUUCAAUCACACGGCUGUGCGCCCCAACUUUACUGCACCUUCAAUAACGGCCUGUGCUAUGAAUUCAUGCAGGGAGAUGCCCUGGAUCCAGAGCAUGUCUGCAAUCCUGUUAUUUACAGGUUAAUUGCGCGGCAACUCGCUAAAAUCCACGCCAUCCAUGCACACAAUGGAUGGAUCCCCAAGUCAAACAUGUGGUUUAAAAUGAGAAAAUAUUUCUCCCUUAUUCCUACGGAAUUUGAAGACGAGUUAAUCAACGAGAGGUUCCUGCGUCAUGUACCAAGUGCACAGGUCUUACAGGCUGAGAUGUCAUGGCAGAAGGAUACCCUCUCCAGUUUAGGGUCACCCGUAGUACUUUGUCACAAUGACCUAUUGUGCAAGAAUAUAAUCUACAACAAGAAGAGAGGAAUUGUGAAGUUCAUUGAUUAUGAAUACUCUGGGUACAACUAUCAAGCGUAUGAUAUUGGAAACCACUUCAAUGAGUUUGCAGGAGUGAACGAGGUGGACUACAGUUUGUAUCCUGACAGAGAGCUGCAGCAGCACUGGCUGAGAUGGUAUCUGGAAGCUUAUAAAGAGUACAAAGGAUUUAGUACGGAGGUUUCAGAGAAGGAAGUGGAGAUACUUUACGUACAAGUCAAUAAGUUUGCUCUGGCAUCUCAUUUCUUUUGGGGUUUGUGGGCUCUGAUUCAAGCAAAAUAUUCCAAGAUUGACUUUGAUUUUCUUGGGUACGCUAUCGUGAGACUUAACCAAUAUUUCAAAAUGAAGCCUGAAGUAACUGCGCUGACCGUCCCGAAGUAAUGAGGCAAACUCCAUGCGUUGUCCUCGGUUUGUUUAUAUUUUCCUGAGGACCAGUUUGGAAACUUCUCGUAAAAUGUCUUUUUGUCUAGUCUUCUGGAUCAUGACGGCUGUCUCGCUCUGUGCUUGGCCCCUUUUGAGCGUCCAAAUGAGGUGCUCAGAGCUCCGGCAUUGGAAGGUUUAAAUAUAUUUUAGAUGAAAAGCUUCUGUUCUGGAACAACUGUCACAAAUGACUCCUGGAGGCUUUUUGUAUUUUUUUUUUCUUAUUUUCUGUAAAUGUCUAACUUUUAAUUUCCGAUUCAUGAUGUUAUGACUCGUUACAUCAAUCUUACUUACAGGUGUUUUUAUUUUAUUUGGUCAAAUCAUUUACUGCACAUUCUGACUGUUGAUCUAGUUCGUGUGUCUGUUGCUCAAUCGCCAUAUUGGUGUCCUUACAGUAAGGCCUAACUUUCAGAUACAGUACGUCAACGGGAAAGGUCGAACGUUCAGAUUUUGGUAAAUGAUUACCUGUGCAUCUCUGACCACAGGGUUGAUGACCUCAUAAUUAUCCAUUUUCUUUUUUUUAUAACUGGAAUUCCACCACUCCUCAGCUCCUCGGGGGUGGAAAGUCUACGAUUUGGGCUUUGCAGGGUUCUUUACAUUCUACUAGGUCACCACCAACUAGCUUAGUCUAAAUGAACCUUUAAUGCCCAAAUCACACAAUAUUUAUUUUUGAAAGUAUAAGAUUUCCACUGGAACACUAAGUACCCCCAAAAUAUACGUUGAACCACUAACACAUGCAUCCCUGACAAGCAGCGAGAGCACACCUUUGCACAGCAGGUUAUUAAGCCUGAAAUUCAGAAAACUCCACAAUGUUAAGAUCAUCCAGCGCUGUCUCCAAACAAUUACUUGUAAAUCUUGAUUUAUCCAUAAAAACCCUUUUCAUGGGCUCAGGGAGACAGACCAUCUCUCAGACAGUGAAAGGGCCAUUCCUGAAUUGGAGACUGUUCGCAGUUCUGCUGUAUUGGUUUAAUUUUGUCGGACCGUUUUCAACUUGGUGAAAAAGCUCCUCGUAGAACUACUGUACAAUGCUUUUAGUUCCUGUUUUGUAUCUGCUGUGCCUACAAUGGCUUGUAAAACACAUUGUGUGGUGGUCCAGCCGUGUUAGUGCUGUGCUUGUUGCAUGUUGGGCAGACUCUAAUCACGGUAUAUACCUGGAGACAGAUUAAUCCUUCAUAUCUGAGAGCGUGGCUGUGUAUUGUGUUCGUUUUUACUCCUUUCACAGCAAAGUAUGAUUUUAGUGAUGCAUGAGCCUUUCCAAAUGUUAAUAUUAUAAGUGUCAAUGAAAUGUAUUGUUGGUUAACAGGAAGAUAAGGGGUUUAUUUACUAAACAGUAAGUUAGUAUGAUGUUUCCAAACUAUUAUACAUUGAAAAAUGAUUUGCGCAAGCAGUUUGCUACUGGGUUCCAUCUACUAAUUUUAUUUUUAAAUAUAUGAUUACUUUCUGUUUUAAUUUCUCGGUUUGAUCAUCACUUACUGUUUAGUGAAUAAACGUUUAUUUACUUCCUGAAUUUUCCCACAGAUAGAAAAUGUCAGCAAACUGUGGGAAUAUAUUUUAAAGAACACUUGUCACAUUUUCCGUCUGUGUAGUCGGCUGUGGCAAUGUUUGUUUACCUAUUAUUUAAUGCUACACUGGGAACAGGACAGGUUUCUAAGAAAGGUUUUUCAAUGUUUUGUGUCUUUUUGCAGCCAUGUUGUAUUGUGCACUUUGCACAGAGCAGAGUCUGAUGCCUUGCGCAGUUUUCAGUAACGGGUAUGCAUCAGCAAGAUGUUUCUGUAAAUCAAAUAACCCACCCAUUUCAUGUGGCCUGGCUGUGAUAUGACCUUACAGGGCUCCUUGGAUUGCACAGAAUAAUGUCAAUUGUGCAGUACUGCCUUUUGCAACACGUUCCUAUGUAAUCUAAGUAUCUUCCACUCGCAUGUAGCAUUUUGUAAAUACAAAACCAGUGUAAAUAUGUGUAAAUUAUACAGUAGAUCUGUUUUA